CCUGGUGUUCUCUCUGUGUCAGGCUCGAGGCCCAGCGUCAGUUGGCAGACGGUCUACUGGAGGCAAGACAGACAACCACGGAGAGCUGCUCUCGCGCCCAGGUUGGCAUCGUAACGGCGAUAUACGAAGUAUCAUUUUUUGUAUGGUAGUGGCGCACGCGUAACCCGCCGACACAUGACAGACACAGGCGUGUUUCCUGUGUGGCAGGGCGGUGUGGCCAAUUGGGGUGGUGCCGGUGGCUGGAGCCAGGCAUGGGGCUGGGGCCGGUGCCUGCGGUGGGAGCCGGCGGGCUCCGGGGAGGGGGCCAAGGCCCUUGACGGCCCGAUGUGGUGCGUGCUUUGUCGGGAGUGCCGUGUGCGGCUGCGUGAGGCGUGCGAGAGGGGCCAGGGGGCCUUGCGACUGCGCGCCGAUAUGCUGAGCCUCAAACUGCCCCAGCUCCUGGACACCCAUCAGGUGCCCAAGGUGUUCCGGGAGGACGGCAUCAUCUCUGGCUACCGGGACCCCCAGAGCUCCGCCAAGGACUGCCUGUUGAGCAGCUUCCAGCUCACCAACGAGACCAUCAACAUCUGGACUCACUUCCUGCCCACAUGGUACUUCCUGUGGCGCUUCAGCAUCCUGUGCUCCACGAUGAACUUCCUGUCGGACAGCUACACCUGGCCCCUGCUGGUAUACAUGCUGCUGAUCUGCGUGUACCCAUUCACCUCCAGCUGUGCUCACACCUUCAGCACCAUGUCGCCUGAGUCGCGGCACAUCUGCUACUUCUUCGACUACGGCGCGCUCAGCCUCUACAGCCUGGGUUGUGCCAUCUCGUACGGGUCCUACGUCAUGCCUGACGGCUGGGUCAACAGCUGGCUGCAUCACCACUACGUCCCCAUUGCCGUGGGAAACACCAUCUUCUGCACCAGCCUCUCCUGCUACUCCAGGUUCCUGGAGCUACAGUUUCCUCAGCGCAGCAAAGUUCUCCGGACGGGAGCCUUCGUGUUCCCCUUCCUCUUCGACACCGUCCCGCUGUUCUACAGACUCCUCCUGUGCUGCUGGGGGAGCUGUGGGCCCAGUGAGGCCCUGGUCAACCACAGUUACCACCUCCUCUUCGCCAUCCUCACCUGCUUCUUGUUUGCCUCACACUUCCCGGAGCGGCUGGCCCCAGGACGCUUCGACUACUUCGGCCACAGCCACCAGUUGUUCCACGUGUGUGCGGUGGUGGGCACCCACUUCCAGAUGGAGGGGGUGUUGGCGGACAUGGUGUCGCGGCGGGCGUGGCUUGUGAGCCAGGCCGCGGUGCCCACCUUCCUGGGCACGGUGGGGGCACUGGCUGCCGGCGUGGUCCUGAAUCUGGGCAUCAUUGCAGUGUUCAGCGCCCCCCUCUUCUGGAAGCCCCACCUGAGGGGCCGCUGCAGGGGGGCGGAGACGCAAGGAGGAGACCCUGCCCAUAAUGAGUAGACCCCGCCCAUCUCACAUGGGUCUCUCAAAGCGUCUCUAAAUAUUGUAAUAUAACGGCAGGAUGUUUGUGGUAGGAACGGACUAACAUUGUCUAUUUUAAAUACUCAAGAUAUCUUAUUGUGUUUGUGGAAGUACAAAGACAUGUCAAAUGAAGCUUCCAUUUUUUGUUUGUUUGUUUUAUGUGUAAAGCUGAAGAUCCAGGGCUCAUGACGUGUGUUCACGUGAGAUUCACAGCCGUACCUCCGCCAUCCUUGUCUCCUUGAUUUUUUGCAAGCCUCUGGGUUAAAUGAAGCGUUCUGAUACUAACGUAAGAAACCUCAGAAAAUACUUGUUCUGGAAUUGUCCACCAAGCUUUUCGCAUACACAGUAGGUCUCAGUGGGCCACAUGGCUGACACUCACACUGGGGGAGAAAGUCAUUAAUUAGGGAUUAGCAGGGAUUUAUUUAACUAACCUUUAACGUGUGCCGUUUUGCUGACUCUGGGCCAAGGACAACAUGGUGCGUUGUGCGUAUAACUUUGUUAUAUUUUGCUAUCUACGUUUCAGCAGAAUUCUUUCGUGCUGUCAGUUGAUUAGGUUCUGAUCAACGUUAGCAAUCUGAUUAACAACUACAUAAUAUAAUGCAGAUUCGAUUUCCCUGUCCCCAAUACAGAUAUUUAUACUUGUAUUGAUUCCACUCUGCACAUACUAAAAUUGAUUUCCCUGGCCACAUGUGCUUCGCUCUGAUUGGAAGCCCAAGCUUCUACAUCCUCAAGUAAAAUAAAUGAUAAUAAUAGUAGUUAAGAGUCCCAUGAUGAAAGCAGUAAGUUAUGUUUCCAUGGCAACGUUGUCCUUUUUCUAUGUUCAAAUUUGUCUACUUCUCUCCACUCCGACGAGAGUUCUUGGCGUCGAGAGUUCUAAAAUGUCACCAGGCAUAGAAAAAACUGCUUUAAUGUGUGUCAAAUGUGUAAUACUUUUAUUCAUAUAAUUGAAAUGGAAUUGGGUGAAAUCGGUGGGUCUUUGGGAACGCACUGGUGCAACGUGGGACCGAAAAUGAGAAUUUGUCACAUUGAGGUGGAUCAUUUGCUAACCAACCUUUCGUGUUUUUGGGGUAUCACUGUUUUCGGUGGUCAUUGCAGGUUUUUGACUAAGUAGUACCCUUCACUGUGGUUUUUCAUAUUGUUGUAUUGUUUACAUUUUGUCUAAAGAUCUUGUGCCAUCUCUUAUUGAUAUUUGAGCAUUUGACACUAUUUAUAUGUAUUGCUGAUGUAUCCUGUAUAACAUAGAUAUUUAGAGAACAGUCUCUUUUUAUGACCAAAGUGGGAAAAUAUUUGAAAAGAUGUGUUUCUGCCGGCUGAGGGUCGAAUGUGCUGUGCCUCUUUGAAUGAAACCUUGCAACGAGUAUUAAAGCACUUAGCAGCACAGAGACCCAUGGACGCCUGCAUUUUUCACAUCUAGAGACCCCGCACAGAGCUGAUUGGAGUUUGAUCAUCAUUUAAAGGACCCCCCCCCCCCCCCACACACACUCACACAUUUACCCCGGGUGUGGGCUGAACUAGUCCUUACAAGCCCUUUUGAAUAUGCAUCCACUUAUCCACAUCCAGUUUACCUUUUAGUGGUAAGGUACACAUUUUUUUUAAAGAUAUCUUUAUUAAAAUUAUAAUGUAUUUUCCGCUAGGUGGUAAAAUAUCGACCCCUUAACAUCCCAGUAUAGCACCUAAACAUCAGUUUGUACACUAGCAUACUCACAACACACAGUCUUUGUGGUUUUGUGUAGAAGCUCAGUAUGUGAGGAGGGUCUUCCUGUGAGAGGGAACUUGUAAGUGAUGUGUUGGUCCGAUAAGGAACAGAUUCUGUUGAUGGUUUGAAGUUGGUUUUUAAUGAGGGUUAGAGAGUAUAGUGUAUGAUGUAUCACCUAGACAUAACACACACACAAACCCACACAGGAAUAUUAAAUUGUGUUUAACAUCGUCUUUUAUAUGUAUGACAUGCAGUACCGAGGGAUGAAUGUGAAAUUGCUGUUGAUAAUGUGCCUAGAUAUUUUACAUAAACAUUUCUUAUAACAAUGGUUCAAAAGGAUCCAAAAUCAUAAAGCCCAACCCUAAACUGUAAGACUGUUAUCCUUGUUUCUACAAAAUCAGAAUGUUUUUUUAAUGUUCUGGAGUCUGACAUGAAUAAAAAGUACUCACCCCA
Messenger RNA from Gadus morhua (Atlantic cod), 3610 nucleotides. RefSeq names its product progestin and adipoQ receptor family member VI (gene paqr6). Gene Ontology annotation, molecular function: signaling receptor activity. The record is from RefSeq and is a predicted model, not a curated record. The transcript has 8 exons. NCBI's taxonomy places the organism in Eukaryota, Metazoa, Chordata, Actinopteri, Gadiformes, Gadidae. Gene Ontology annotation, cellular component: membrane. The coding region runs from base 175 to 1440 and encodes 421 amino acids.